Molecule: messenger RNA, 1875 nt
Organism: Lemur catta (Ring-tailed lemur)
Lineage: Eukaryota; Metazoa; Chordata; Mammalia; Primates; Lemuridae
Gene: HIF1AN
Product: hypoxia inducible factor 1 subunit alpha inhibitor
Exons: 8
Coding region: 59-1108 (349 amino acids)
Biological process (GO): negative regulation of Notch signaling pathway; peptidyl-aspartic acid hydroxylation
Cellular component (GO): nucleus; cytoplasm
Molecular function (GO): ankyrin repeat binding; [protein]-asparagine 3-dioxygenase activity; peptidyl-histidine dioxygenase activity
Source: RefSeq, a predicted model, not a curated record
UUUCAUCCGGAAUAGGCGGAGCUUCCGGUUCCGGCGGGGGCCGUCCCGAGCGGCGGAGAUGGCGGCGACAGCGGCCGAGGCUGCGGCCUCGGGCUCUGGAGUUCCCCGGGAAGAGGCUGAAGCCCCCGGCCCCGCCUGGGAUGAAUCCCAAUUGCGCAGUUACAGCUUUCCCACCAGACCCAUCCCGCGUCUGAGUCAGAGCGACCCCCGGGCGGAGGAGCUGAUCGAAAAUGAGGAGCCCGUGGUGCUGACCGACACAAAUCUUGUGUAUCCUGCCCUGAAAUGGGACCUUGAAUACCUACAAGAGAAUAUUGGUAAUGGAGACUUCUCUGUGUACAGUGCUAGCACCCAUAAGUUCUUGUACUAUGAUGAGAAGAAGAUGACUAAUUUCCAGAACUUUAAGCCGAGGUCCAAUAGGGAGGAAAUGAAAUUUCAUGAGUUUGUUCAGAAAUUGCAGGAUAUACAGCAGCGAGGAGGGGAAGAGAGGUUGUAUCUGCAGCAAACGCUCAAUGAUACCGUGGGCAGGAAGAUUGUCAUGGACUUCUUGGGUUUUAACUGGAACUGGAUUAAUAAACAACAAGGAAAGCGUGGCUGGGGGCAGCUGACCUCUAACCUGCUGCUCAUUGGCAUGGAAGGAAAUGUGACACCUGCUCACUACGAUGAGCAACAGAAUUUCUUUGCUCAGAUAAAAGGCCACAAGCGAUGCAUCUUAUUCCCUCCGGAUCAGUUUGAGUGCCUCUACCCAUACCCUGUCCAUCACCCGUGUGACAGACAGAGCCAGGUGGACUUUGACAAUCCUGACUACGAGAGGUUCCCUAAUUUCCAAAACGUGGUUGGUUAUGAAACAGUGGUUGGCCCUGGUGAUGUUCUUUACAUCCCAAUGUACUGGUGGCAUCAUAUAGAGUCAUUACUAAAUGGGGGGAUUACCAUCACUGUGAACUUCUGGUAUAAGGGGGCUCCCACCCCUAAGAGAAUUGAGUAUCCUCUCAAAGCUCAUCAGAAAGUGGCCAUAAUGAGAAACAUUGAGAAGAUGCUUGGAGAGGCCUUGGGGAACCCACAAGAGGUGGGGCCCUUGUUGAACACAAUGAUCAAGGGCCGAUACAACUAGCCUGCCAGGAGUCACGGCCUCCUGCCAGGUGACUGCUAUCCCGUCCACACCGCUUCAUUGAUGAGGACAGGAGACUCCAAGCGCUAGUAUUGCACGCUGCACUUAAUGGACUGGACUCUUGCCAUGGCCCUGGAGGCAGGUGUUUGGGGCGAGGCAGGGCGGUUGGCACUCCACUCCCAUUUGGAGGGGUUUCUUACUCUUGCCUCUUGUGCCCCGGCACCUUCCCUCUGCCCACCCCCCACCCCCCAAGUCCUGCAUUCAGUGUUUGGAGUCCUAGCUUUUGGUUGUCAUCAUGUCUGUGUGUUAGUCUGUCAACCUUGGGAUGAGUGCACGUGUGUGCACACACACACAUGUAUGUAUCUGUUCCUUGUUCCCACCUUCUGGGUCAGGGUGUCAUUUCUGGCUCUCAGCCCCAUCUCCUGCAGCUUCAGUGCCUCAGCCUGAGUGAGAGGAGAUGCUCUUGGACCCCCACUCCAUCUGGGCUGCAGGGCCAGAGCUAGUCUGACCAUUAUGUCAGUCUGCAUCCAUCCAGUUUUUGCAUAGUCAAACUCUAGGCUGGGUGGGAAUGGCUGCUGGGACUCUAAUGGGGAGAAUGAGAGGGAGGCUUGCCUUUGAGAGCCUAAAUAGCCUUCCUGUGAGAGAAAGGAUUAGAUAGGAUUCCUGCUGGGACCUACAAGCUCAAGCCAUACAUGGAAAGGACCUUGGGACAUAAGAACCAAGGGUUGUGCAUGAGUUCUGAAUUAAAGACACAUACAGUUUCUCUUUCA